AGUGAUGAGCCUGUUGCUUGCAGACAAGUGAGGAGGUUGAGAAGCUGUACUGGAAGCAGCAACAAGCAGAAUGGGAGCAGAGGAAACAGGAUCUUCUCUCGGCCUUCACACACUCAGGAACGGAUUUGUUAAACAUCACUGUCCAGCAGCAGGACAGCGUGUAUGGUAUGUCCCGUGUGGGCAGCAGCGGCAGUAGCCUGAGCAGCGAGGAGACGGCCUAUGUGCGAGUGGUGCGGCAAUACAAUGAGGAGAUCCUGCAGGGUGGCAUUAGACCCAACUUGGCUGAGGGUCUGGGGGAGGCUGCGGCCACCAUGAAUGACCAGAGCAUCACAGACCUGUGGGCACUGGUCAAGUGUCUGAGUGAGGUGCCAGUAAGCAUGGUGGGGGAGACAUCCAAGGCACGAGUCACACCAAGGGUCCAGAAUGCUGUGGUUAAGCAGGCACGCAGCUACCUUGAAAAGUCGUACACAAGUCACAUGAGACACAUGGUUUACUCAAACCUGGAGCGUGCACAGCUGGGCGGAGUGCCAGGUCUGGUGCCACUUGUGCGUGCCUACCUGGAGGUUGUGCUUCCUCACCAGGUGACAGCCACACUGGAGGACGGACAGGCCAGUGGUGCCCCAGUGUGGCCUCUCAUCUACUACUGCAUGAGAGCAGGAGGGAGCAAGGCUGCGUGUCAGGCUGCGGCUGAGAACAGCUCGCCCCUGGUGGUGGAGGUGGUGGGGGCACUGGAGCACUACUACAAGAGUGACUCGGGGCGACUUCCACCAGACUUAGAGAAGAAGCUGAGGACAUCCUACAAGCGCACUGUCAAAAACUCCCCAGACCCCUUCAAGCGAGCCGUGUUCUGUUUGGUGAGUCGCUGUGAGCCUCAUGAAGACCACACUGACAUUGCCACCACCACCGAUGAUUACUUGUGGCUUAAGCUGUGUGUGGUGGACUGUGACAACUCUCCUUCUGCCUCAGUAUCCAGCACCAGCAGCAUACAGCAAGACACUCUCACUCUCAUUCAGCUUCAAAAUCUUCUUUAUGAGCAGUAUGGGGAGUCACACUUCAAUGCUUGGAAUCAGCCUCUUCUAUACACCUCUAUACUUCUACAAACAGGACAAUUUGAGGCUGCUGUUGAGUUUUUGAGCCGUAAGGAGGCCCUGCGGUGCCAUGCAGUGCACAUUGCCCUGGUCCUGCAUGAGAUGAACCUGCUGGCCCUGCCCUCUGAAGUCCACGCCCCCAUGUUGUCAAGGGAGGACAGUGACCCAGAGGGAGUCCGACGCCUCAAUCUUACCCGCCUCAUCCUCCUCUACACCCGCAAGUUUGAGGUGACGGAUCCAUGUGAGGCGCUUCACUACUGCUUCUUCUUGAGGUCACUAAAAGGAAGGAAUGGUGAGAAUGUGUUUUCUGGCUGCAUAAGUCAGCUGGUGCUGCAGUCUCGGGAGUUUGACUUGCUCCUGGGGCGGCUGGAGCCUGAUGCCCGCCGCACUCCAGGCAUCAUUGACAAGUUCAAGGUUGAUGUGAGUGAGGUAAUACAGAUGGUAGCUCAGGACUCCGAGAAGAAGGGGCUCCAUGAAGAUGCUAUUAAGUUGUAUGAUUUAGCUAAGAAUCAUGAAAAAGUGGUGUCCCUGCUGAACCAGUUGCUGAGCCAGGUGGUGUACCAACCUGAGGGUGGCAGUGGGAGUCAGCGCAGCCGUGUGGUGGAGCUUGCCUCUGCUGUGGCCCUCCGCUUCAAGACUCAUGGCCACAACACCCUCCCCACCAUUGUGGCCACCCUGCACCUCCUUAUGGAUCUGGCCACCUUCUUCAACUUUUAUCACAAAGAAAGAUUCAUUGAUGCCCUUGAGAUCCUGAAGAAAUUGCACAUCAUUGCCCUACGGAGAGAUGAAGUUGACAGCCGAGUUGCUGGAGUGACGGCUCAAGGGAGUGAGGUGAGAAGUGUGCUGCCUCAUAUCCUACUGGCUGCCAUGACAACAACCUACAAGCUGUACCGAUCAAGCCAGCUGCCACAGUCUCCCCAGCCUUCUCUCAAUGUGUCUACAGCAUCUGCCCCAACAGCUCCCAAGCACCUCCAGGAGCAAGCCCGGGCCAUUGUGACCUUUGCCGGCAUGAUCCCCAUGAGACUCCACUCAGAUAUCAAUGCACGUCUGGUCCAGCUGGAAGCUCUCAUCAACUAAUUAAGAUAAGAUACAAACUCACAUAUUGUAGAGAACUUGUUUGUCUGAUUUUAUUUUCGUAACUGACUUAUAAUGUAUCAAGUGUGAAAUGUUAGACUUUGACUUUGAAGUUGGUGUAUUGUGUAGGAGUUUUUCCUUUACAUUACUUGUCAUGUCAAGGAGCAUUAUUCAAAUUUGUUUUAGAAUUUAAUUUACUUUAUGUGCCCACAUGGCCUGGAAGAAUUUUCUCUUGUAAUUUUUCAGAAAAAAUAUAUGUGAAAUUGAAAUGAA
Molecule: messenger RNA, 2435 nt
Organism: Portunus trituberculatus (swimming crab)
Lineage: Eukaryota; Metazoa; Arthropoda; Malacostraca; Decapoda; Portunidae
Product: nuclear pore complex protein Nup93-like
Exons: 15
Coding region: 168-2165 (665 amino acids)
Biological process (GO): protein import into nucleus; poly(A)+ mRNA export from nucleus
Cellular component (GO): nuclear pore
Molecular function (GO): structural constituent of nuclear pore
Source: RefSeq, a predicted model, not a curated record